AUGUGCGUGUGCGCGGCCCUCGAGCACCGCCCGCGCGGCGCCGAUUGGGCCGGGGGCGCGCGGCGGGGGAAGCCCUUGGCUAAUCUCCUGCCACUCAGCCCGGUCGACGUCGGCGCCGGGUCCGUACCGCGGCGCGCGGAAGGACAAAUAGUCCCCGCGGCGGCACCGCGCGCCCCUCCACGGCUCGCCUCGCCCCGCCCGGGGCUGCCGGGGCCCGGAGGCCCGGGCAGGCAGGGGGAGGGGCGGCCUCUGCGGCUGCUCGAUCCCCGCUCCCCUCUUCGCGGCCUGAUGAGUGGAUUGAGCUCCCUUGGGAAAAGCCCCGGUAGAAAGCGGGGUGGUAAGGAAGGAUCAACGGAGAUUAUCCCUGGUGCCCCAACCACUUGGCACGUGACUUUUGCCCCUCCAAGUUGUCAUCAUUCUGAAAUUCACCUGGCUGCUGAUCUUCGGGAAGAGAGAGAAUUUGGAACGUUUGAGUCUUUCAGCCACCACCACCUCGUUUUUCUCUCAGAGCUCUACUUGGAGCUAAGAUGGAGAAAGAGCCCUGCCAAAUCUGGGAUCGGAGAUAACUCUUGUUAA
Messenger RNA from Odobenus rosmarus divergens (Pacific walrus), 576 nucleotides. RefSeq lists its product as uncharacterized. NCBI's taxonomy places the organism in Eukaryota, Metazoa, Chordata, Mammalia, Carnivora, Odobenidae. The transcript has 2 exons. Bases 1 to 576 code for a protein of 191 amino acids. The record is from RefSeq and is a predicted model, not a curated record.